Messenger RNA from Cyanistes caeruleus (blue tit), 5835 nucleotides. Lineage: Eukaryota; Metazoa; Chordata; Aves; Passeriformes; Paridae. The record is from RefSeq and is a predicted model, not a curated record.
UGGGGCAGCCGCGGGGCUCUGGGCCGUGUGGGGCAGCGGGUCUGGAGGUGCUGCUGCCGCCUCCUCGCCGUGCGGGGUCUGUCGGGGCUCGGCCCGGAAGGGAGGGGAGUUUGGCUGAGGGAUAACAGAGCUGCCGGUCGCUCCAGCUUUGAGUGCUUGCGUUUCGUAUCUAGUUAGUGGUUGUAAUUCUUAAAAAACGAGGAAUGAGCGUAUUUCUCAUUCUGAGUUCAGUUCUCUUGAACUGAACCUCAUUCCUAAUUUUAGAGCGAAGGAGCCUUUAAUGGGGAGUUUCACUUUUCUCUCCAUUUUCAGAAAGACUUUGUGAUUAUUCAUUAGGCACGGUUGUGGCAUGAGGAGGGGAAGACUUACAAGAGUUAUAUUAAAGCUGCAUGGGAAGGAUGGACUUUUCUAGUUUACCCUGUGUUUUCCUAUUUACUGACUGCUAGAGCGAACCACAAAGUUUGGAGUUUACUAGUCAUGUAACAUAGUUUCCUGUAUCAAACUGGACUGAGCAAUAAAUACACUGCUCUGAAAUUUUGAUCUUUUCCUCACAAGUUGGAGGCUAUGGAAAGUGUGCAGUCAUGACACGUGUAAGUGGAUGUAAUUGCAUGAAGUCUGACAGUACUCUGAAAGCUAUUGCUUACAAGUGUAGCAUUAAAGGAAGCUUCUGUUGAACCAGUGGCUAAAUUAUUUCUUCUACAUCACUUGCUUUCAUCUUGCCUUCCCUUUUCUCCCCUGACCAUGUACUGCUGUUGUUAAUUAUAUUGCAGCUUUUGAAGGACCAAAGAUUCCUCACAAAGCAGCAACUAGAAAUAAUCAUUUAGGAAAGGUGCUAUACUUGUCAACAUUUGGGUUUUAAUUAGCUGGAAUACAAGAUGCCUAUUUAUGCAGUUCCUGCCAGGAGUCCUGCUGGGACACGAUGCACGGCCGCUUUCCAGAAGGCUUCCUCACACAACACCCUGGCCAGCAGUAAAGUAUCUGGGCAGCAGCUGAGGUCACAGGUGUUGGGAGAAAAGGAUUGUCUGACUUCAUGUCCUCAGAAUAAGACUGAGGAAAUAAAUAGGACCUAUGUGAUUUCAGCUUGUGAAAAAGUGAGUGAUGUGUCAACUUCUUUUAAACUGGAAGGCAGAUUAACACUCCAGAGGAGAACUGGAGCAAGCAAAAAAUCAGUGUCUGGUAGUGAUGCAACACAGAGUACGGAAGAACUACAAACAGAGAAAAGACUUACUCUGCGGAGGCGUGUGAGGACUGGUUCCACAGAGAAGAGUAAAAUUAAUCAGAAUAUUGUGUCUAGAAAGGAAAAUGAUGACUUUGCACAAAGAAAUGACAAGAUUACACUUCCACAGAAUAUUAAGGGUACAGAUGGUGUUAAACCAAACUUGAAAUUAACUGAGAGUCAGUCAAGUACCAAGUUGCAGCAUAACCUGAACAGCAAGAAUUCCUUUGGUUUAGUUGGUGGUGUCUGUGAAAACGCUAUCAACACGUGUUUGAAAGAUAAGACAAGCACUGCUGACACAAAGUUUCAAAAUGAAGUUCCGAAAUCAGAACGAUUCAUUACCUCAAAAUGUGCUAAUAGGCUGUCAGGAGAACAACUGAAUGAGAAAGACAAUCUAAAUAAGUUAGCUGGAAAGCAAAGGGUGCAGCACCUGAUGAUAAAACACAACAGCUUGGAAAGACCAAAGACACCAGCAAAAGUUUUAACAGAAAGAUUUACACCAAAGAGCAGCACUUCUCAAGAUCAACCAUCUCUCAAGUCAGCCUCAUAUGAACAAAUACCUGAUGUGCAAAAUUUAGCCAAGAAACUCCCUAGUGUCUCUAGCUCUCUUCCUGUGAGUACAAGUUCAGAAACAAAAGUGAACACAGAAACUUUAGCUGAGAGCAGCAGUACUGGGGAAGAUGUUUUCAAAGUGAAAAACAGCAAAGUGAUUGUAGCUGUGCGGGUGCGGCCCCUUAGUAACAGAGAGAAAACUGAAAACUCAUUCCUUGUGGUCUCCAUGAGUGGUUCAGAGACAAUUGUACGAAAUCCAUCCACAAACCAAAUUUACAGCUUCAGUUACGACUUCUCUUUCUGGUCUUUUGACAAGGGUCAUCCUAAUUUUGCAAGCCAAGCAAUGAUUUAUGAAACUUUGGCACUGCCACUCCUUGAAAGAGCUUUUGAGGGAUACAAUGCUUGCGUUUUUUCUUAUGGGCAGACUGGCUCUGGAAAAUCAUACACGAUGAUGGGAUUUGACGAAGAUCGAGGAAUAAUUCCAAGGCUUUGUGAAGAUCUUUUCAAUCAAAUAGCACAAAUGGACAAGCAACAGGUUUUGUAUCAUCUUGAAAUGAGCUUCUUUGAAGUAUACAAUGAAAAAAUUCAUGAUUUGCUUGUCUUUAAAGCUGAAAAUGGACAGAAAAAACAACUUCGUGUAAGAGAACAUCCAGUGCUAGGACCAUAUGUGGAAGGCCUGACAGUGAAUGUUGUUCGUUCUUACUCUGAUAUUCAGAGUUGGCUUGAACUAGGAAAUAAGCAGAGAGCAACAGCUGCUACAGUAAUGAAUGACAAGAGCUCUAGAUCCCAUUCUGUCUUCACCCUUGUCAUGACACAAACCAAGGUAGAAUUUGUGAAUGAAGAACAGUGUGAACGUAGACUCACCAGUCACAUAAAUCUAAUUGAUCUUGCUGGCAGUGAGUGCUGUACAAAGGCUCAGACCACUGGAGAAAGGCUGAAGGAAGGUGUGAGUAUCAAUAAAUCACUGUUGACCCUUGGAAGGGUUAUUUCUGCACUGUCUAAACAAUCUCAAAAUGGAAAGAAAGCUUUCAUUCCUUACCGGGAAUCCGUCCUUACUUGGCUGUUAAAGGAAAGUCUUGGUGGCAAUUCCCAGACAACCAUGAUAGCCACAGUGAGCCCAGCUGCCAGCAGCAUUGAGGAGACGCUCAGCACACUUCGCUAUGCAAAACAGGCUUGUUCAAUUAUCAACAUUGCUAAAGUAAAUGAAGAUGUAAAUGUCCAGCUGAUCAGAGAAUUAAAAGCUGAAAUUGAAAAACUGAAGGCAGCUCAGAAAAGUGCUCUAAACACUGACCGUGAAAAAUACAGGCGUUAUUUGCAGGAAAUAACAUCUCUGAGGAUAGAAUUGUGCCAGCAGGAGAGGAACAUGGCAGAAAUGCAAAGGGCCUGGAAAGAAAAACUUGAACAAGCAGAAAAAAGGAAAUUGGAAGAUAUAAAAGAAUUGCAGAAAGCUGGAAUUGCAUUCAAAAUGGACAAUCAUUUACCAAACCUUGUCAAUCUUAAUGAAGAUCCUCAGCUUUCUGAGGUGCUGUUAUAUAUGAUCAAAGAAGGAGAAACUACAGUUGGAAGGUGUACACCAAAUUCAAAACAUGAUAUCCAGCUUUCCGGAGUGCUGAUUGCUGAUGACCAUUGUGUUAUUAAAAAUACUGAUGGCAAAGUAAGUAUUAUUCCACUUAGAGAAGCCAAGACAUAUGUAAAUGGGAAAUGCAUUUUGGACCCAACAAUUCUGCAUCAUGGUGAUCGAGUGAUCCUUGGGGGAGACCAUUAUUUCAGAUUUAAUCAUCCAGCAGAGGUUCAGAAAGUUAAAACACCUUCUUGUGGGACUUUGUGUUUGCAUGAUGGUCCAAAAGAUUUUGAAUUUGCAAAGAAUGAGCUGCUUGUUGCACAGCGAGCACAGCUUGAAUCAGAAAUUGAAGAGGCACGACUCAAAGCCAAGGAAGAAAUGAUGCAGAGUGUCCAAGUAGCAAAAGAGAUGGUUCAGCAAGAACUGAUGUCACAAAAAGAAGCGUAUGAGAGCAAAAUAAAAUCUCUGGAAGCAGAGGUGAGAGAAGAAUCUCUUAAGAAGCAAAUCCAAGAACAGAAUAACCAAAAAGCCACAACUAAAUAUCAGUUUAAAUAUCAGAUCAAAAAAUUUAGCUUCAACAAACAGCAUUAGGAGUUUUAGAUUUUUUUUUUUUUACCACUGCCCAUUUUCUCCCAGGCUCUAGAAGACCAUACUAUUCAUCAUGUAAAAAUAGUGGAAGCUCUGGAAGCUGAGAAGCAGAAGAUUGCUGAGGAAAUCCAUACCCUUCAGAAGAAUCAUGGAAGUGGGAAUAAAUCAGUGAUGAUUCCAUUGAACUGGAAGUCACUGAAGCUGUCUGUGAUGAUUAGAGAGGCUAACGCCAUUAGCAAUGCAUUAGAGAAAAACACUGUUUUCUGCAGGCAUGACAAAAUUGAUGAUAAAACAGGUACAGUGUCUUCUAUUCAGGUGCAGGUUCGUAACAUCAAACUGGGAAUAACAACUUUUUGGAACCUGGAGAAAUUUGAAUGUAAACUAGCAGCAAUGAAAGAACUCUAUGAGAGUAAUGAUAGAAAUAAAGCUGUUGAUGUGUUUUAUGAUCCUGCUGAUGAGUGGGAACCUGACCUUUCAGACAGCUCCAUUUCCUUGCUUUCCAGAAGAAGAAGUAGAAGCUUCAUGAAGAACAAGAGAGUUUCUGGAUGUUUGUCUGAGAUAAAAUUGCAAUCUAUACAGAAUAAACAGACUUCCUAUAUAUCAGGUUUACUGAACAAGUCCAGCAUAUGCUCAAGCAUUUCUGAAUUGUUUCUUCCUGGAAUUUGCAAGGAGUCUAUAAGUUCAGCUUUAGAUUUGCUCGGACAGAGUCGUGAAGGAGGAAAAAGCAUAGCAGAUAGUCUCCUAACUAAUUUGUUUAUAAUCUUUUCUGGGGUGUCUGCCAUUUCAAAAGCCUAUGAACAGCAAGAUGAAGAAUGUCAGGAAAACAUUUUCUCUCUUGAUCGUGCUGCUCAGUCCUACAGCAUCAGAAUUGUCUCUGCUUUUGACCAGAUUGUGGUUAUAAGUAAGCUCUGGCUUAAUAAUGUCCAAAAGUGUCCUGGAUCUAGAAAAGUUGAUGAAGAAAUGAAACAGGAAAUAAUGAACUUGGGAGGUUAUUUACAGUUGCUGUUGCAGGGGUGUUCUUCAGAUAUAUCCUCGAUGGUAGAAGAAGCAUGGAACAAAGUAAACCAAACAGUGAAACAAACAAUGAAAUGCAUAGGACACUUGGCAGUAGUCACAACAGCUGAUAUUUCAUUUCCUGAAGAGAACAACAUUCCUGCCUCUAGUCUACAGGAAUUUGUACUUGCCAUUUAUGAUGGAGUAGGCUCAGGACUGGAAUGUCUCAUUGAUGCUGUACAGGAGAAAGCAAGAAUAGUACAGAAAGAACUUGUGAAACAAUGUCCACAAAAUGAGAUUCAAAAUCGAAUAAAGGAUAAUGUGGUGGCAUUAGCCAGAUUCCUUGAAAAUAACAUGUCUUACUGCAGAAAGAAAGAAACAGAAUCUCAGUUGCCAGAAGACUCUCUAUAUCGAGAAAUAAAGAAGAGCACUAAGAUUGCUGUGAAGUAUUUGGAAUUGGAGCAGUGCCUGACUGAAGUCUGUCAAAUUGUGUCUUCUAUGUUACAAGGGUUGUACAGAAACACCAGCCCUCUCAGGAGCUUUGCAGGAAAUAUUUCUGUUAUUGCUGGAUAUUUUAACAACUAUUUCAGUUUAUUUGCCUUGUCUUCUGCAAACAACCCUAUCCAGAAAAUGCACGUGCCUUUUAUGAACCUGGAUGAAUUAGACUCACUGGUUGAUUCCCUUAUUAUGAAUUUUGAACUUGAACAAGGACAGCCAUCAUUGCAAUCUCAAAUUAUUUGUAGUGAAACUGCUGAGACUCAAGGAGGACAGUUUGAAACAGGUCAGGUUGAAUUUGCUUCGAAAUGGAGUGGGAUUCCAGAAUGCACACAGACUCCUGAGCUUUCUCCUGGUAGGAUAGAAUGGGUAUAAAAUGUAUAAAAUGUUAUUAUCAAGGAAUUAAAGAGAACUUUUUCCUAUUGCAAUA